CGACCUCUAAAGACUCAUGUUGUCUGAGGAAGAAGCCCGGAAGAGGAGGAAGAGGAAAGAAAAGGAGUCAGGAAUGGCUCUUUCUCAGGGACAGUUGACCUUGGAGGAUGUGGCCAUCACAUUCUCUCAGGAGGAGUGGGAAUGCCUGGAUCCUGGUCAGAGGGCCUUGUACAGGGACGUGAUGCUGGAGACCUACAGGAACUUGCUCUCCCUGGGUGAGGAUAACUUCCCUCUAGAAGUUGGUAACGGGCAAUUUUUGGUGGGCUCUCCUAUGGAGUGGGUUUCCUUGGUAACAAAAUUCUUGAUGCAGAAUCCUGUCACUCAUAUCUUGCGACGUUAUCCUGCUGCAUAA
Molecule: messenger RNA, 352 nt
Organism: Eubalaena glacialis (North Atlantic right whale)
Lineage: Eukaryota; Metazoa; Chordata; Mammalia; Artiodactyla; Balaenidae
Product: zinc finger protein 480-like
Exons: 3
Coding region: 17-352 (111 amino acids)
Biological process (GO): regulation of DNA-templated transcription
Source: RefSeq, a predicted model, not a curated record